AUGGCCUGCAUUUCUGCUGUAGUCCUUGUGGAUGGUUUCCAGCACGGCGACGAGGAGUUCUUUACCAAAGCGCUUGCCUUUGGUUCUGUACGGCAUCAGACCUUCAACCUCCGCCGCUUCGAUUCCACAGCACUCCUAUUACAAUCUCCCCAGGCCAUUGCCACGUACCGGCACCAGUCCCGCCUUCAUGGCUGGGAAAUCAACUCCACUGGCCUUCCGCAGUUCAGGGUGAGUACCGCAUUACUGGCUUAUAUCCAGGACAUGCUCCUGGACAAAUUCGAACAGGGACGUCCAGUUCCCGCGGCCUUAACCCUUUGGGUGAAAGGGUUCCAACAGCAUGCCUUUUUCCUGGACCUCGUGGCUUGA
Messenger RNA from Porites evermanni, 366 nucleotides. Lineage: Eukaryota; Metazoa; Cnidaria; Anthozoa; Scleractinia; Poritidae. The record is from the annotation of a GenBank genome assembly.